AUGAAAGCAACCGCAAUAGGGGCCAAGGUUGUGUUCCGCGGGGAGUUGCAAUCCGGGAAGGAGAUCAAGGCGGUGCACACGGAUCGAGGCGGGGAGUACGUCAACGAGGUAAUGACAACUCUCCUUGAAAAGAUCCUAGUCGCCCUAGUCGUGAAGUCGGACGGGAUGGAGCACAAGCUGGAGCAAAACAUGGAAGGAAACCCUUCCAAGGGAUUGGCCUUUAGCGUGAUUGAGGGGGUAGCUGCCAACGACUGGCUCGUAGAUGCGGGUAGCUUACAGUACCUAACCGUGGACAAGAGCCUAUCUGAGACCGUUGAAAUGUUCGGGGGGAGUGGCCGAGAGUUCUUGUUCGGAGACAAGGGAACCUUGUGGGCAGAGGGGAGCGGCUCGGUUAAGCUGCUGUGUGCAACAUCGACGGAAGACUGUCUCGUCACUUUGCAAAACGUGGUGUACGUUUCUGGGGUUGCGGCAGACCUUAUUCCGGUGAGCAAAGCAACCGCGGUCGCUUUAGUGUUGUUUAAGGAGACCGCCAACUUCCCCAUGAAGCAGAAGAGCGAGGUGGCCAAGUUGACUGAGCACCUAAUUAAGCGGUUGGAGUUGCAAACGGGGAAGAAGUUGAGCGAGCGGUGUGUGUUCGUGGGGUAUGAGCCGGACUUCAAGGCCUACCGGGUGCUCGGGGAGAGCGACGGGAGGAUCAUGAUCUCCUGGACGUCAUCUUUGACGAGGGCGGGGGGACAACGGGGUUGUUGA
Klebsormidium nitens is the source of this 750-nucleotide messenger RNA. The record is from the annotation of a GenBank genome assembly. Lineage: Eukaryota; Viridiplantae; Streptophyta; Klebsormidiophyceae; Klebsormidiales; Klebsormidiaceae.